AUGGCAGAGACUAAGCUGAAAUACAACGGAAACAGAUGGAGGAUCAUUACACUCUACAGCCAAAAAAUUGAAGAAACGAUGAAAACACUAACGGAAUGGAUACCAGAAGAAGAGGAAAACUAUUUACUGAUAGGAGGAGAUUUCAACGCGAGAACUGGAAGCGAAGGAGGCCCGAUUGAAGAAGAAGAAGCAGAAAAGAGAAGCAAAAUCAGACGGUCCAUAGACAAAGUGAGUAAUAGAGAAGGACGAAUAUUGCUGAAUAGAAUAGAAGAAAGAGGUUGGUCAAUUUUAAAUGGAAGUUUUGACAAAGAAGGAGGAUGGACAUAUAUAGGAGGAUCGGGGAUGUCAGUCAUAGAUUACAUAAUAGGAAAUGACAAAGCGUUAGGGGAAGUAAAAUCGGUGGAAGAAGGAGAAAGAACAGAGUCGGACCACAUGCCAUUAGAAGCAGAAUUAGUAGGAGCACAAACAAAGAAGAAAAACGACAGAAACAAGAAAAGGGAAAUAGAGAAAAGCGUUUGGACAGAAGAAGGAAUAGAAAUGUACAUGGAAAACUGCAAAGACUGGGCGAGCACACAGGAGGAAACGGAAGGAAUAUGGAAGGAGAUAAGUGACAAGAUAAAGAAAUCCAUAAUAAAACAGAUAAAGAAGAUAAUUCCAUGGAAAAUAGGAAAAAAACAGUGGUACAACAAAGAGUGGAAAGUAAAGAAAAGAGAAUUAAGGAAGACACUGAGAAAUAUAAAGAAGAAAAGAAUUAGCAAAGAAGACUACAUUGCAAAGAGAAAAGAAUACAAAGAGUGGUGUAAAGAGCAGAAGAAGAAGCAUGAACAGGCAGAAGAAGAGGAAAUCCGAAGGAUAAAGAGCGAGAAAGAGGCGUGGAAGUAUAUCAAUAAAUACGGAAAGAAAAGAAAGGAGGGGAUAUGCGACAACAUAAAGAUGGAAGAAUGGAGAGAUUAUUUCAUAGGACUCGGAAGCAUACAGGAAAAAGAAACAGACAUAGGCGAACGAGAAAGCGAUACAGCCCCCGGAGAAGACGGAAUAGAGAACGAGGCGUGGAAAUUUAUGUCAGUAGAAAUAGGAGAAGAAUUUUGGAAACUUAUCAACAAAAUAUGGAAAGGAGGAGGACUACCAAGAGAUUGGAACAGAGGAGUAAUUAGCCCAAUUUACAAAAGAGGAGAGAAGAACGAGAUAAAGAAUUACAGAGGAAUAACAUUAUUGGACUCGGCGUACAAAAUAUAUGCAAGCAUACUAAAUGAAAGGUUAGAAAAAGAAACAGCAGAUAAAUUGAGAGAAACGCAGUUCGGAUUCAGGAAGGGAAGAGGAACUAUGGACGCAGUCUUCACGAUAAACUACAUCGUGAACAGAGAAUUGUGCAAGAAAGGAGGAAAAAUAUUCGCAUUUUUUGCGGAUAUGAAAGCAGCUUUCGAUAAGGAGAAGAGAAAUCUCAAGAGUUUUGGACAGGUGGAGGACUCAGGCAAGGUUGCCCAUUAA
This is a messenger RNA of Solenopsis invicta (red fire ant), 1488 nucleotides long. RefSeq lists its product as uncharacterized. The coding region runs from base 1 to 1488 and encodes 495 amino acids. The record is from RefSeq and is a predicted model, not a curated record. Gene Ontology annotation, molecular function: catalytic activity. The transcript has 3 exons. NCBI's taxonomy places the organism in Eukaryota, Metazoa, Arthropoda, Insecta, Hymenoptera, Formicidae.